AUGGACACUGUGUCCUCUGUGCUAAAGACCACUCAGCUUGUUAUCCUCUUGCUUCAGGACCCGCUCUCCAUGCCUUCCUCAAAAACCACAAUGGCCACGUUUUGCUUUCUAGCCGCACUGUUAGUAUUCAGUCAUUUUCAUUUUGCCUUCUGUUUCUGCGUGACGGGAUGCUCCUGUACGGAGGACAGCUUUGGGAGGUCUUUAUCGUGUAUGGAAACUGCUUUGGGAUCGAUACCUCAGAACAUCCCUGGAGAUUUCAUAAAAAUCAGGAUUGAGAACUCUCACCUAACUGAAAUACCCCAAAGGGCUUUCUCCACAGUCAGUGCCUUGGAAUCACUAUGGCUGAACUUUAAUGACAUCACCCUGAUGAACAUUAAGAGCCUUGAGGGCCUGCAAAACCUGACAGAACUGCGACUGCAAGGCAACAAGUUGAGAUCGAUACCAUGGACGGCUUUCCAGGACACACCCAACCUUAAAAUCCUGGACCUGAAGCACAACCGGCUAGACGUGCUGCCGGAAUACGCCCUGCGCCACCUGCCUGCGCUGACCUACUUAGACUUAUCCUUCAAUCAGCUUACGGUCAUUUCCCGAGAUGUCUUUCUCAACUGGCCGCGCUACCGCCCACAGACGCAUGGCAGGAGGGAAGACAAUGCGGCUAACGUUGUGCUAGCACUGCACGACAACCACUGGCUCUGCGACUGCCGCCUCAAAGGCUUCGUUGAAUUCGUCAGAUCGGUCAGUCCACCCAUCAUUUUGAUGAACUCUUAUCUGACUUGUUCAGGCCCGGAUUUCAGAGCAGGGAAGUUUUUUCACGAGCUGGAGCUGAAGAACUGCUUGAAGCCAGAAACGUCCACUCUAGAAGCUAACGUCACGCUUUCGCUGGGAGCGAACACGACGUUGAGGUGCUUCGUGAAAGCAAGGCCCGAUCCAGUGGUGCAAUGGAGCUACAGUCUAAAGACCAUCAGAGGAUUUACAGUCUCUCAGUCGCAGGUGGGCGAAGACACCAUCAGCUCUGCCCUGAUAAUCCCCUCGGUUCACCUGGCUGACCGAGGUCUCUACACCUGCACCGCCAACAACUUUAUCGGCAACUCAUCCGUGGGCAUCCAGCUCAACGUCCUGUCCGGCGACACCUCCUUCCCCAUGUCCCCCGCCUUCCCGCUGGCCUCUGCUGAUGAGAACGUCUACAUCGACAUCCGAAUCGCCAAGCAGACCGUGUACGGCAUCACCAUAGAGUGGUACGCAGCGACGGAGAAUCCUGCAGAAACCUGGUUCACGGUCCACUUUGGGCGCUACGAUUCGCCAAAGAAAGAGAUGCUCUACGUCGGCCCAGGAAUCAACAGCUACUCUGUGAACGACUUGCUACCGGUGACCAAGUACGAAGUGUGCGUGUCUCUGAAGAACCAGCCACCUCGGCAAGAGCAGUGUAUCGUGUUUGUGACCGGAAGUGGCACAAAUGAACUGGAACAGCGCGAGAGACUCAUUCACAUCAUCGUGAUCGUUUGCGCCAUGGUGCUGGCUGUCCCUGCAGGAAUGUACGCCUGCACCACGGACACCAGGCUCGGCUGCUUCGACCGCUGCACAGAGCUCUGCAAGAGACGGAAGAGGGAAGCCAAAGGCCUAAAGCUGGGCGACAGGCAGGGAACCUUCGACAGUCUGCAGGCGGCCAGCGACGAAGGACUCUGCAGAGAUUCUGGCGAAGAGAUGAAAGCGAGGAGGCGGUCCGAAGACAAAAUACAGAAGGGCAACAGCGCCCAGCUGUACUAA
Molecule: messenger RNA, 1764 nt
Organism: Colossoma macropomum (tambaqui)
Lineage: Eukaryota; Metazoa; Chordata; Actinopteri; Characiformes; Serrasalmidae
Product: leucine-rich repeat, immunoglobulin-like domain and transmembrane domain-containing protein 2
Exons: 5
Coding region: 1-1764 (587 amino acids)
Molecular function (GO): protein binding
Source: RefSeq, a predicted model, not a curated record